This is a messenger RNA of Serpula lacrymans var. lacrymans S7.9, 633 nucleotides long. RefSeq lists its product as uncharacterized. The record is from RefSeq and is a predicted model, not a curated record. The coding region runs from base 31 to 438 and encodes 135 amino acids. The transcript has 2 exons. Lineage: Eukaryota; Fungi; Basidiomycota; Agaricomycetes; Boletales; Serpulaceae.
GGGGUCUGGUUCUUUCAAGUAAGUGCUUAUAUGUUUUUCCAGCUGUUCUACCUGCACCAAGGAUUCUUACCACAUAUUUAUCGAUAUACUAGUCCAGUUCCUGCAAGUUUGCAAAUAAGUAAUCAAGGCACAAUCCAGAUUUUCACCUUAUUGGAAAUUCGCCACCAAGGAGAUUGGUAUCGAACCGUUGCGACGUGGACACCCCGCAUCUGUCACUACUGCACCACUGCAGAUAUUCUUCUAGACACCAUAAACAUUUUGCUAGUGAAAAGCCUCAUACUAGUAUGCACGAUGCUUCGUGUCAGGAGAUCGCGGUCCAUUCUGCUUGGAGCUCACAUCACGGCCAUAUUGCAUUUCAACUCUUCUCCACUUAACUUCGUACGUGGACGCCGGAGGAAGCUAGCUGCUCUCAAAGGACACACCGUCCACCUCUCUUAGCAUGUUCCACGUCUUUUCCGACAGUAAUGGCUUGACAUUUGACCCCCAUUUCAUUAUGAACGAGACCAGUUCUUCAUAAGUGCAUAUAUGGACGUCCCCUUCACAUUACAUCGGUAGCAGCCUAAAACCCGCGGCGCUCGUUAUAGCGCCAUGAUCCCUUUGUUACAGAAAAGUCCACUGGCAAGAGAUUGCGCU